Molecule: messenger RNA, 1485 nt
Organism: Drosophila takahashii
Lineage: Eukaryota; Metazoa; Arthropoda; Insecta; Diptera; Drosophilidae
Product: transcription factor Ouib
Biological process (GO): regulation of DNA-templated transcription
Cellular component (GO): nucleus
Molecular function (GO): zinc ion binding; DNA-binding transcription factor activity, RNA polymerase II-specific; RNA polymerase II cis-regulatory region sequence-specific DNA binding
Source: RefSeq, a predicted model, not a curated record
ACAUACCGCGCCCACAAACUUUUUGGCAUCGAAAGUAAACAAUAAAAUAAACAAUUCUUAUUUUUAAUAGCACAAAAGGCAGGAUGCGAGUUCUAAGUUGCCGCCUUUGCUCUGCAAACGAGGCUCCAAUUAAUCUUUUUGACCCAGCAAAUGGUCACCUGAUUCGCCAAAUUCUUUCCAUAACUGGAGUCGAGCUAAGUUGCAAGAAGGAAAUAUCCAACAACAUGUGCAUGGUGUGCUUGGGUGACCUGCAGGCAGCCAUUAAGUUCCGCCAGCGAUGCAUCAUUUCCGAGAAGCAGAACCAGGAGAGGAUUGAGUCCACCUCCACCGGCAAGGACCUGCCACAGGAACCCAUUUGCUAUGAAUACAUUGAUGAUGACCAAGUCGAGCUUGAAUUGGACGAGUCCAUUUUAACUCCGGAAGUCGAAAAUAUUCCAAAGACCGCUCCAAAAGCCCAGCCACCCAAACGUUCAAGGAGGACUGGUCCUUAUGUCUGCGAGGAUUGCGGCAAAUCCAUCAACUCCAAGACAAACUUUCUGGAACACAAGCUACGGCACACUGGCAUCAAGGAUUUCCACUGCGAUUUUGGGGAGUGCGGAAAAAGCUUUGCCACACGGAAGGAACUAACGCGCCACACCCGUAGUCACACGGGCGAGCAGCCCUACGUGUGCAUCUACUGUCCACGUCGCUUCUCCGACACGAGUGCCCGUCAGGAGCACCAUCGACGCCAUCGGAACGAUCGCCGCUUCCAGUGCGACAUUUGCGAGAAGAGUUUCGUCAGCUCCGGAUGUCUCAGCAAGCACAAGAUGACCCAUGACGCCGUACGGAAGCACUACUGCUACGUUUGCCACCAGCACUUCCAACGGAUCUCCCAUCUGAUGACCCACUUGUCUACCAGUAUUCAUAAGGAAAAAGCCGAGGAGGCAGCGGCAGCUCAGGCAGCUGACCUCUUUAAUGUUUAGUUACACCGUCUACCUAGUCAUUAUUUAUAUUAUCUAUUGGUAAGAACCUGUAUGAGUUAUGAAACUAAAACUACAAGUAUGUAUACUUAAUCCAGUGCCAUUCCUAAUCCAUUGUUAAAUGGCAUUUAUUGAUGUUCAAAAGAGUCGAGUUUUUGUCAAAUUAUAGCUUCCAUUAAAAAAUGAGCACAAAAAACUAAGAAACAACUGAAUCCCUCCCGCCUUGCACAAACUGUCUUCUAUUAAAGCACAAAGAGUAUUAACUUUAAUUACAUACUUAUUCCAGUGUCAUUCUAAAUCGAACUUUUUAUGGAAUUUAUUGUUGUUAUAGUUACUAAUUAAAGGCCAUAAACAAAGGUUUUUGGUCAAACUCCAGCUUUGAAUAUGUAUGUAUUUUUGAAUACACCUAAAUCUUUUAAUUGAUGAGGGUGCCUAUUAAACGCCUUCCAAAAUACAAUGAAUAUUGACGUUUAUUGAUUUUAAGACAACGCAAGUAUAAUUUGCAAAGCUACGAAUUUUAAUAAAA